AUGUCUUUCUCUACUCCUUACUCUUACUCUCCCUUCUCUUACGAGAUGGAGCUUGACGAUCCUGUCGCCUAUUCUCUCUCCUUCUCUUCCCUCUCCAUCUCUCCACCUCAGACCCUCCCCUCUGAGAUGGAUCUAGAUGAGGAGCCCUCUUCUUUCUUUUCUUCUCAGGCUUUUCAAAACCCUUUUAUCAGUGCGAAGUGUGGCUCCCACCACCCUUCUUGCUCUGAUGGCCGUCCUAAGAACCCGUUCGCUGGAGAGUCUUCUCAAAAGCGUCAGCGUUCUAAGAACAGCAAGGCCAAGACCGAGACCAAGGCCUUACCCCAUCGCGGUGGUGAGAAGAAGGUUGGCAAGGCUGAAAACCAGAAGCAACAGCUGAAGGGCGCGGAGAAGCCGAAGCCGAAGGGUCAGCAGCGCAAGCAGCAGCCCAGACAGCCUAAGCAGAACCGUGGCCCGCAGAGAGCUGAAGCCAAGGAAAAGAAGCCUGUCAAUCCGUUUCUCGUUCCUCUCGCUUCGGUCAAGGGCCAAGGUCAACGUCGCUAA
Colletotrichum navitas is the source of this 540-nucleotide messenger RNA. RefSeq lists its product as uncharacterized. The transcript has a single exon. Lineage: Eukaryota; Fungi; Ascomycota; Sordariomycetes; Glomerellales; Glomerellaceae. Bases 1 to 540 code for a protein of 179 amino acids. The record is from RefSeq and is a predicted model, not a curated record.